Anneissia japonica is the source of this 2451-nucleotide messenger RNA. RefSeq names its product T-box-containing protein 2-like. NCBI's taxonomy places the organism in Eukaryota, Metazoa, Echinodermata, Crinoidea, Comatulida, Comatulidae. Gene Ontology annotation, cellular component: nucleus. Gene Ontology annotation, molecular function: RNA polymerase II cis-regulatory region sequence-specific DNA binding; DNA-binding transcription factor activity, RNA polymerase II-specific. Bases 201 to 1958 code for a protein of 585 amino acids. The transcript has 7 exons. The record is from RefSeq and is a predicted model, not a curated record. Gene Ontology annotation, biological process: positive regulation of DNA-templated transcription; regulation of transcription by RNA polymerase II; cell fate specification.
UUUUUUUCUGUGAAGCAUGCUAUGUAUACAAAGGUAUGUCCAGGGGACGACUGUGAAUUAGACCCAUGUUUUAGGAAGGAUAACUUGUAAAUGUAGCAACGGACCUGAAGUAGAAGGCGUUAAUGUGUGAAUGUUCUCACCUUGUAAAAAGGUGUUCGGAUAAUUCAUCUUAAAAGUAAACUCUCUCGAAGUUGUAGAUCAUGAUAAGAGCGGAACGAAGUUGCGUCAGCACUCAACAACAGGUGUCAUAUUCUUACCAAAGUUCAAUACCAAUUGAAUCGACACACUUUUCUGCAUAUACUGAUGGUAUAGAAACCGGUGAACAUUCGGACAAUUUUUCAAUUCAUCGAUUGUUGAAUUAUAGAGGUAAUGAGAAAGGAAAUCAGGCCUAUGAUGGUGAUCGACAAGAACACACAGAGGACGAAGAUAGCGAGAAUAUACUUAAUGGACGAACUUGUAUUCGAAACAGUGUUGCAGCGGAUAUUGGUGAAAAUAAGGAAUCUUCUUCUUACCCUCAACCUGGCUUUCCACAACCUUUUUUUGCAGCGUCUGCAGUAACGUUGAUGUCUGAAAAUCCAGGCCGAAUCUCCCCAACUGAACAGCAGUAUGGCGUUAGUUCUAGCGACGUACAUACAGUUAUUAACGGUCUGGACACACCUGCCGAUAAACCGCCUCCAGAAGAUCCUCAGAAAUCGGUCCAAUGCAUAAAAUCGAAAGUAUCUGUAUUUCUCUGUAAUCGAGAAUUAUGGAUGAAAUUUCACCAGCACGGAACGGAGAUGAUAAUUACAAAACAGGGCAGACGAAUAUUUCCACAGUUGGGUUUCCGCCUCGCCGGUUUGAAUCCCACAUCCACUUAUAAUGUAUUUGUAGAUAUGGUUCUUGCAGAUCCAAAUCAUUGGAAAUUUCAGGGAGGAAAAUGGGUUCCCACUGGCCAAGCUGAACAUCUCAGUAAAGGGAACAUGAUGUACAUGCACCCUGACUCGCCAAACAGCGGCGAACAUUGGAUGAAACAAGAUAUAAUAUUCAACAAACUCAAGUUAACCAAUAACAAAGGCAAAGACAACGGCUACAUUGUUCUAAAUUCGAUGCAUAAAUAUCAGCCUAGGAUACAUGUGAUGGACUUAAACGAGAGGUACAAGAUGUUGACACAUUGCUUUCCUGAAACGCAAUUCUACGCAGUUACAGCUUACCAAAACACAGACGUAACACAGCUGAAAAUUGAUUAUAAUCCAUUUGCCAAAGGCUUUAGAGACAGUUAUGACGGGUCACGCGAUCAUAUAUCAUCGUCUCUAAAUGGGCAUUCCCAGUUGCCUUACUCGUAUCAAACGAUUCAUCAACAUCCUAUGACCGGUAUAAUGCACGUGGGUCAGAUGCCUGAAAGUAUGGCGUACUUUCGACGCUCUCAUGACGAUUUCUUGACUGGAGGACACGCCGUUGAUCACUUUCAUGGACUUCAGGGACCGAAUUACCAACUCAAUAAUACUCAUACGCGAUUGAACGAGACAUAUACUCGUGACCUCUUAUUGACAACCACAGCGCCACAAACAAAUGUAAAGCAGCUUCUACCUGUAUACUCUUCUCCACCGGUGACAACUGAGAAAACCGUACCUAUACCUGGUGAUUUAAUGCGGAAUUCAAACGCAAAUUGGCUUGAUGCACCGCCCUCUAUCAACGAGUCGUAUCCACAAUCGGAUCGGAAGCGUAAAAGAUCACCGGAUAGUCCGGGCGAGUCGGCAGCUGACGGACAAUUACAAAUCGAUACGGACAGUGGCUACCUCGGUUACAAUAGUCAUUUACGGUAUCAAGAACUUUACUCAAAUACACAUUCUUUUUCUAGUCAUUCUCAUAAUACUUACUUGCAUCAAGCGAACAUUAGAGACGGAAAUUACAGUGCCCCAGAUGAUGUUCAUUCCGUGUUGAAAUCUAUGAGGCAGGUGUGUUAUGAGCAGCAUGCUUAGGAAUUUAAAAUAUACCUAUAUACUAUAGCCUACUAAAUAUUAAUAUCUGUUUUUAUGAUCAUCUUUUCAUGAACACUCUACAGGGGUAGUAAAUUUUGAAAACUCCGUAUAGAGGGCGUAUACAAUAAUAUUUUACUGUCAAAUGAGCUUAUUACAAAGGACGGGGUCUAUAGGGUAAAGCAUCUUGAAUCAGUAUUUUAACUAUUGUCCAUAACAAUUCAGAUCUUUUAAAAUGUAUUUAUUCUUUACUUGUAAUUUUAGCAAUAUUUAAUUUUUUUUUAUCGUUUCGGUUUUAUCCGAGAUCCAAGAUCAAAUUAUGCAUUAAACAAUACCGUAAUUCUUUAUUUCGUCUUUAUUUUCGGGUAACAAAUGACGUCAUAGUCUCUCAAUUACAGUUUUAAUCACAAUAAUAAUUGUAUAUAUUUUGUUUUUUUAUGAUAGAUAUUGUAUCGUGUUCAAAACGUUCUGAAAUAAAUGUAGGCUUAUAUAUCAA